AUGCCACCGAACGAUGUGGUAGACUUGACGCUUGAUUCAGACGAGGAAAAGUCGGACUCGCCUCUACCGGAAAUUACCUCGCGCAGGUACAAGUUCGUGGAUGAGCUCACGCCUAUCAGAAUUGAUUUCACCUCCCGAAGGCCGGCCAACCCUUCGGCGUCGCAGAAGCAACCGGUUGCGUCCGGAAGUAAACCUGUCGCUCCUGGACGUCCUAUACCUUCUGGCUCGGGUUCAUUCGCGUCUAGCAGUAAACCCUCUAGACAACCGCAGGCACCUAGUGCCAGUCAAGCCGUAUCCGGCAGUAGAAGCUUCACGUCCGCGUCGGGGAUUCCUGGGCCUCUUCAUGUCCCCGAAAUUCCUCGUCGCACCAAACUCUCCGGCCCUGGUCCGCUGUCGCAGGCGCACAAGUAUGAUAAGGGCAUUGGCGACAAUCUCAAGCGACCUGCUCCCGAUGCCCGGUCGGGUCCUGUCAAACGGCGGAAGAAGAGCUCUGCGAUAGAGACCAUCACAAUAGCCGAUUCCGACAGCGACGAAAUUACUACGCCUACGCCGCGAGGCUCUAUUUCCAGCAAUCGUAAUAAAGGCAAGGCUCGCGCGAGUAUAACGCCUCAAGCUAGACACAGGUCUCGUCCGCUUGCGACGCCAGCUACGAACCCCGUCAUAGAGUCUUCGUCCAUCGUCAUCGACGACGAUGACAUGGAGAUAGAGGAGAUUCUCGCACCUGACGCCCCCAAGACCGAACCGCUCGACCUCACGAACAUCAGUGUGAGCAUCGAGGCCGAUGUCUCUGACGAUGAGAGUAGUAACGACGAAAUCUCGGAUCAAGACGAGAAUGGCGGAUACACAUAUGCCUUGCAUGGCGAUAUGUGGAAGGAUCUGCCGCCGCGACGAACAUUUACGCCCAAGUCCGAGGCGACUGCGAAUCCCGCACCUUUGCAUCGUUACCGGUCGCCUUUGCGCCUUCCCGACGAGGACUCCGAUCAAGACGAUAACGCAUAUGUCGACGGUGACAGCGACGAAGAUGCCUUCGAGGCUUUGGCCCAGCAAAUGAGAAAAGACUUUCGCAGGCAUAUUCGUCCUUCGCCGGCGCUGCUUCAACGACAGUGGGGUCUUCCGCACGGCACUCUCCGAGGCCAUCAUUGGUCGCACGUGAGAGAUAAGUUCGACUUCAAUGUGCGCGAACGUGAUUCGGACAGGACGCUUGCCGCGAGUGGCUCUGUAUUAAGUAUCGCACAGGCUUCUGGCUAUGUCGCUGUCGGGAGUACUACUUUCCGCGGCAGUAUACUCGACGACGGCCCUAGCACUGACGAGCGUGAUGAUGGAGGUUUUGCAAAUUCACUCGGGUGCCUCCGAGUGUGGGACGGUGUGAACCAGUGGUCUUAUUGGUUAGCGGCGGGACACCAAGCCUAUCGUCAUAGGCACUUCGAAGUCAAAGAAGUCAUCUUUGAUUGCUCUGACCCUGACUACCCCUAUCUGCUCUCCGCCGGAGGCGACGGCGUUGUCCAAGUCUGGCAUCGGCCACAUCCCGAUGGGGAUGUCGUGAUGGCUGAUGCAGAUGGACAGGCUGUCAAAGAGCCGCCGAGAGAGCUCAAGCUCGUGGCCAACCGAGAGGCCGACGGAUUACGGGCAUGGCAUGCACGCGCUUGCCCUACGACUCUCAGGCUUCGCUCGCAUCAUCCCGACGACCGUGCACUGGCCGUUGGCUGCUCGAAUGGACGCAUAUACAUCUACAACGACUAUCUCGACCCGAAUAAUUGGAAUCAUCAAGCGUCGGUGCCUGGGUAUGAGCUAUGUCCCGCGAAAAGCCCGCGCGCCACAGGCGAAGUGCUCUGGGGGCGCGACACUUGGUUGUAUGCUUCGACCGAGUCGGACGCUCAUGGCGACCAUUGGGCGAUCGACACCAGCAAGCGUAACGGCAAGGGCAAAGAACGCCUCUGCGACGGAUCUGGGAAACCUGUGACCGAUAGCGGCGACGCUAUGGCGCUGACUGAUGGUCACGACCGACUCGCGCUUUUCACGCGCAGUAAAGAAGCGAAACACGUUCUGCGUGUAUACGACGUCAAGAAUACGAACUUCGACGCCGUCACGACCGUCACACUCGAGCGGUUCCCCCGUCGCAACGAGAUCGCGUCGGAAGUCACCUGCGCGAAGUUCAGUCCCGACGGCUGCUUCAUCGCUAUCGGGCGCAACGACAAUUCCUUCCACAUGUAUGAUACGCGCAUGUGGAAGGAGCCCAUCCAUCGGUUUCAGCACAAUAUAUCGGCAAAUGCACAGAAGAAUCGGUCCAUCGGCGCGCCGAAUUACGGUGUCACGCAUUUCGAAUGGGUCGUGCCGCCUCGUGGUGGAGGACUUGGUUUCGUCUCAGGAGGUGGUGACGGCUGUGUUUAUCUAUGGGACAUGCUCAAUGCUCAUAGUGCUAGGCCAGAGCUCCUAGCUGAGAUGCAGCAUGGCGUCGCGACGUUUUCUGUUGGUGAUCGUUGGAAUGGAGAGAAGAGGCUCGUUGUUGGUGACUGCGGUGGUCAAGUUCGCUUUUUUAAUUGA
Messenger RNA from Peniophora sp. CBMAI 1063, 2541 nucleotides. The record is from the annotation of a GenBank genome assembly. Lineage: Eukaryota; Fungi; Basidiomycota; Agaricomycetes; Russulales; Peniophoraceae.